GCUCUUGGGCAGCAGGUGGGGUCAGAACAAGGCAGACAAGUGUCACUCUGUCCACCUUCUCUCCUUCCUCCCCUGACUCAACUGCUCCAAUCUCUCUGGGGCCGCAGGUGGUAAUUUAGAGGCCCCUGGGCUUGACCUUAUUUGGUGCUGGCAGCAGAAACAUGACGGCCCAGAGUUUCCUCUUGGUGGCCCUCCUGGCUCUGGGGAUCCAGCUGCCCGCUGCCUCAGGCAUGAGGAAGGGAGAGAAACCUGGGGCCUGCCCACUGGAUGAUGGGCCCUGCUUAGUGGCGCCCGAUCAGUGUGUGGACGACAGCCAGUGUCCAUUAAAGAUGAAGUGCUGCUACCAUGCUUGCUUCCGCCAGUGUGUCCACAAGGUCUCAGUGAAGCAGGGCAGCUGCCCCCAGGACCGACUGCUCUGCCUCAGCCCCGUACAGCAUCUGUGCCACAAGGAUGCAGACUGUUCUGGCGCCAAACGAUGCUGCCUCAGCGCCUGCGGCCGGGACUGCCGAAACCCUACCAGAGGCUGAUUCUGGUUUCGGAUCCAUGGCUCCAAGCAUCGGAGUGGGGUUCCCAGCAGGAAGACAUGGCGAUGGGGAGCCCAGGACCUGCCACCCAGACAGUACCACUUCUGCCUGCUGCAGUUCCAACCCUCCGAAAAAUCCUCAUCUGUGGUCACUUCCCCUACAGCCCAUCCAGCCCUGGUUUCUCCUCCUGGGCCCAAGGUCCAUACCCAAACCUCAAAGGAUUCCUAUCGCCCUGUCCACUGCCACACUCAGCUUCUUGCCCUUCCUCACACCUACUUUCAUAUCUCUCUGUACAGGUGUUUCUUCCACCUAAAAUGCCUAAUUCAGGGGGACCCUCUUUGGAGUCCUGGGCCCUCCCCCAGGCAGCCCACCCACCCAGAAUGUAUGUUCCAAACACAAGUCUAUUUAAAUACUCCCACCACGGUUUGUGCCAUACCUGCAGAAUAGCGUCAUGACAGCUGUGUAUUUCCUGUCCUACUAUUUAUCCAAUGUUUGUCUUCCAAUGGGCUCACUUUUGUAUAUAAAUAAACUUAUUUCAAAGGAAAAACUUGAAACCACUACUAAAAUUGGAUAAGCAGGAACACUUGCCACAGAGAGAAUGAAAUUAUAAAUGCAAGUACCGUGAAAACAGCUCAGUUCCAUUCAACUGAAUCAUGUCAGAUUAAACAGUACUAAAUAAUAGUUUUAAAUUCUAGCUGGAUACUGCCACCUGCCAA
Messenger RNA from Manis javanica (Malayan pangolin), 1240 nucleotides. RefSeq names its product WAP four-disulfide core domain 5 (gene WFDC5). Gene Ontology annotation, cellular component: extracellular region. The record is from RefSeq and is a predicted model, not a curated record. Gene Ontology annotation, molecular function: peptidase inhibitor activity. NCBI's taxonomy places the organism in Eukaryota, Metazoa, Chordata, Mammalia, Pholidota, Manidae.